Molecule: messenger RNA, 1053 nt
Organism: Vitis riparia (riverbank grape)
Lineage: Eukaryota; Viridiplantae; Streptophyta; Magnoliopsida; Vitales; Vitaceae
Product: LOB domain-containing protein 16-like
Exons: 2
Coding region: 314-901 (195 amino acids)
Biological process (GO): positive regulation of DNA-templated transcription; hormone-mediated signaling pathway
Cellular component (GO): nucleus
Source: RefSeq, a predicted model, not a curated record
UAAAAACCAUUAAAAAAAUGUCCCCUUAGAACCCUACACACAGACCUUCCAUGUCCCCCAUUGAGACCCCUUAUAAGACCCCUUUAUGUCCCUCAACUCUAAAGCCCCUCUCCCUCCACUCUAGACAAUAGACAUCUCCUUACCCACCCCCAUCCCCACCCCCCUCAUACUCCAAUUGCACCGUUUCCUAGUCUGCUCGUGUGCUUCCCUCCCCCCCUUUUAUUUUCAUUAUAGCUCGCUGUCUUCCCUCAAUCUCUCAAACCCCCUCUCUCUCUUUCUCUCUCUCUCUCUCUCUCUUUCUUCUUUAUUUAUCAUGGCCUCUGCAAGUGGCUCCCCUUGUGGUGCAUGCAAGUUCCUGCGGAGGAAGUGUGCAGCUGACUGCGUUUUUGCGCCUUAUUUCUGCUCGGAGCAAGGCCCGGCUCGGUUUGCCGCAAUUCACAAGGUGUUUGGUGCCAGCAAUGUGUCCAAGCUGUUGUUGCAUGUGCCGGUGGCUGAUCGCUGUGAGGCCGUCGUCACCAUCGCUUAUGAAGCUCAAGCCCGGAUUAGAGAUCCCGUCUAUGGCUGCGUCGCCCACAUCUUCGCCUUGCAGCAGCAGGUAGCAUGCUUGCAAGCUCAGCUGAUGCAGCUGAAGGCUCAACUGGCCAACAACACGGGGAAUUUAGAGAAUCAAUGGCAGGGAAAUGUUUCAGGAGCGCCUUCCUUUCAGAAUUUUCCAGGUUACAUGAACUCAGUAUCGCCGCAGUGCUCACUGGAAUCGAUUGAUCACAACAGUGAUGGAAUGGCAAUGCAAGAUAUCCAAAGUAGAGAUGAAUUUUCAUUCCAAACUUGCUCUAGGAAAAGGCCACCCCACAAUGACCUGGGUGAGCUUCAAGAACUGGCCCUCAGAAUGAUGAGAAACUGAUGGUCUUCUUCCUCAUGUCCCUCCUUUCUUUUUCUCAUCUCUUUAGAUGAAUUUGGUCCAUGCCCAAAUGGUGUAUGUAAAUAGAGAGAGUAUCUGGGAAACUUUAGUCUAAUUUUCUAAGCCCAUGUUAGGCAUUUUUCCCUUCGUUUCAA